Sphaeroforma arctica JP610 is the source of this 3051-nucleotide messenger RNA. RefSeq lists its product as hypothetical. Gene Ontology annotation, molecular function: G-protein beta/gamma-subunit complex binding; G protein-coupled receptor binding; GTPase activity. Gene Ontology annotation, biological process: adenylate cyclase-modulating G protein-coupled receptor signaling pathway. The record is from RefSeq and is a predicted model, not a curated record. The coding region runs from base 366 to 1445 and encodes 359 amino acids. Gene Ontology annotation, cellular component: heterotrimeric G-protein complex. NCBI's taxonomy places the organism in Eukaryota, Ichthyosporea, Ichthyophonida. The transcript has 8 exons.
CAAAGAUUCCAGUCUUUUCAGCGUUCGUCCCACCUUGCAUGAAGAUAAGCAACGCUUGCGCACGAAAUAUAAGCGUAUAAAUCAGUUACAGAAGAGCACAAGCAAGUAGGAUUGAAUGGCUCGAAUGAACGUUUAGCGUGACGCAUUGAACACGGGAUUUAAGCCAGAUUUUUCGGUAUAGUCGCGUAGAUUAUUUUUAAAUAGCGAACCCCUACUUACAAAUUGGGCUUCGUAAGUUAAUCGUCUCCUGCCGUAGAUUCUGGGUGCGAAAGCUGCCUUAUAGUGCAUACACCUCCUGGUUACCACAAUUAAGAAAGGAAUGAGUAGCAGAACACAACGGUGAGCAGUGUACAGAACCAGUCACUAUGAAUUGUUUUGCGGGGUUGUGUUCGUCGCAGGACGAACAAGACGCAUCACAAAAGAACAUGGCGAUCAACAAAGACCUGAAACGCUACAGGAAAAGUUUUGAAAAUCAGCUGCGGCUAUUGCUACUGGGGGCAGGGGAAUCGGGGAAGAGUACCAUCGUCAAGCAGAUGAGAGUGAUCUACAGCACUGGGUUUAGCACAAAAGAGCGCGAGCAGAUGAAGAAGCCGAUAUAUAGUAACAUCUGCAAUUCCAUUAAGACCAUGAUAGAGUUUAUUGAGCAGGCCGAUAUACCAUUAGAGGACUCGCAACUUAUCGAGGACACGGAAUGGAUGACGAACAACGUGGCAGAGGAUGGGAGUGUCACGGCCGAAAACUCGGAAUUCUUCGAUCGCGCAGAAAGACUGUGGCAUAGUGAUGUGAUACAGGAGGCCUAUAGGAGGGCCAACGAGUACCAGCUCUUGGAUUCGACCAAAUAUUUCUUUGAUGACAUUGAGCGAAUUAGGAAACUAGACUAUCUCCCCUCGGACCAGGAUAUGUUACAAGCACGAAUCAUCACCACUGGAAUCUUCGAAACUAAAUUCAUCGUCAAGGGCGCCACAUUCCAUAUGUUCGAUGUUGGGGGGCAGCGAUCGGAACGGAGGAAGUGGAUCCAGUGCUUUGCUGAUGUCACGGGCAUCAUAUAUAUAGUGGCCACAAGUGCCUAUAAUCAGUAUCUGCGGGAAGACACCAGCCAGAACAGGCUGGUGGAGAGUCUUGAGCUGUUUACCUCCAUAUGGAAGAAUCGGUGGCUAUCGCAGGUUUCCGUUGUGCUGUUUUUGAACAAAUGUGACUUACUGAAAGAGAAGAUCGAGGUGUCGGACAUGGGUGAUUACUUCGACGACUAUGAUGGUGGCUGUGACUAUGAAAAUGCCAAAGGCUUCAUCAGAAGUAAGUUCCUAGCCAUUGGAAUCGCAACGGAGACCCGACGACUGUAUCCGCAUUUCACCAUAGCAACCGAUACGGCAAACAUCAAGCGCGUCUUCACGGACGUGAAAGACAUCAUAUUACACUUUCACUUGGCCGAAUUUGGUCUGGUAUAGACAUAAUGAUCAACCAGGAUCAGGUACACCGUUUGCCGGUUGGGACAUCUAUCCGUAGGUCUACAGAGCCCGUGAUCUAUUUUUUAGGACCGGUCAUUAUAUUUAUAGGGCAGGUCCGCUUGCCAUGCCCUGUACUCAAAAACCACGCUUACUGUAGAGUUCGUAUGUGUUGCUCCUUCAUGCUCGAGCCGUUGUUCGCUUGGAUGAUGGAUGGUACACCAGAGCUCUCACUUAGAUUCCAAGCUAUACAUACAUACACACAAACACACACACGCAUACAUACAUACAUACGCAACACAUACGCUGAACUGGCCGCACAUAUACACGUGUUCAGAAUCUUGCAUGUGUAGUACGCACUGCAAUACACCCACACACACACGAUCAUAGAGGGAGUUCGAUACGCACCUUAGCACACAGAUAUAUGUACAUAGUCGUACCGUGGCCUCAACUGGGACAGACGGGUGACGUUGCUGGAGAGGUACGGUCAUCAUAAGUAUGCCAAGCUGCUUUCACCAACACCACCGUGCGACACCCCUUUUAAAGCAUCCUUAGCCCCAGGCAUUAGUCUCUGUGGGCAAUGGCUCCUGUGGGCCCGUGAGCUAGUGGUACGCAUAUGCACAACAGCGUGUAUGUGAGCAUCCAGGCAGAGGCAUGUGCGGCUAUUGGCCGAAGAUCCAGGGGAGUCGUGGCCGUGGGGUUGUCAUGACAACCAAACGUGUGGCCGGUGUAUAGGAGACGCCUGACAAUAGCCCCAUACAUACAGAUCAGAUCUUUAUGUAUACUUAAAUUAGUCCGUUCUGGUGUUUUCGUGGGAGUUACAUUUUCUCGUAUGGAACCACUCGUAGGCAGGCUCUGUGUAGGGCGCUACACGUGUGCUUCACACACAUCUGUCAUCACAGCUCAUCUCCACACAACCGCGCACACACUCACACACAUACAUAUACGCACACCGGAGUGCUCCGCACAAGUGUCUGUAGGUACACCUUGCGCUGUCUCUGAGCGACGAGAUAUCCCAUGCAUUCUCUCAGCUGAUACUGUACCGAGUGGCUCAGCGGCCGUCCGUUGCUGUGAGCCCUGACUGUGUGCGUUUCCUAUCCAUACGGGCGAAUGCAGCAUGGCGCUUGGGCUGCAGCUGCACGUGUACGUGUGUGUUUGGCUUGCCUAGUAUUGUACGCGAGUGUGUGCGACGGCUGAAUCUCUGGGUGACCGGGUGUGUUGGGUGGGGUGGGCAUGCGCCUAUAGUAACGAGCACACGCCUGACGCGUCCGGACGACCUCGUGGGUUGGCGCUGCCCUGCCCUGUUAGUCUGAAAAAGGGACCGGCAUGAGGUACCAGUUAGCGGACCUUUCAAUAUCCGUUGUAUACGAAAGUGCAUCCAACACAACCGGCUUUCGCUGUAUUACCCGAACACGAGCGACCCGCGGUACACGCAGACAAUAGUCUCUGGAUGAGGGCAAGUAGCUUCGCAUCGGUAUAGCAUAGUCGAGCUGAGCUGUGAUAUACGCUGAUAGUUUGCACUCGAACAGAAUGUGCCGGGACACCACGCUUAGUCCACCCAAGAUACACAAGUAAAGAUAUAGCCCUCACAAAUCGUGGUUGUUUGUGU